Molecule: messenger RNA, 1923 nt
Organism: Cokeromyces recurvatus
Lineage: Eukaryota; Fungi; Mucoromycota; Mucoromycetes; Mucorales; Mucoraceae
Product: Sec1-like protein
Exons: 9
Coding region: 1-1923 (640 amino acids)
Biological process (GO): vesicle-mediated transport; intracellular protein transport
Cellular component (GO): CORVET complex; fungal-type vacuole
Source: RefSeq, a predicted model, not a curated record
AUGAGUAAUGCAGGAACUCAUCUUGGAAAUACACCAUUGAAUUUGGCAAAACUUAGAGAACUUACUAGAAGAAAAUUACCAGAAAUUUUAGAUAAAGAUCAUGGUGUUGAUAAAAUAUAUCAUCUUGAAUCAGAUAUACUUGAAACAGACUGUCCUGGUUUGAUUUAUAUUUGCCGACCCAAAUUAAAAUAUAUGCGAUAUAUAGCUAAUCAUAUCAAGCAGUUUUCAAAAAAGUCAAAAAUGGAUUUUUGGUUAUUUUUUGUACCUGAACGUACGUUAAUAUGUGAACGUGUACUUGAGGAAGAAGGAGUAAAAGGUGAUAUUACGAUUGGGGAUUAUACUAUGGAGUGGAUACCCUAUGAAGAUGAUUUAAUCUCUAUGGAAUUAGGUCCAUCUAUUUGGAAAGAAAUAUAUUUGGAUGGAGAUCAAACAGCUAUUUAUUAUGCUGCAAAAGCAUUGAUAAGACUUGAAUCUAUUUAUGGAUUAUUUCCACGUAUUCUUGGUAAAGGGGAUGGAGCAAAACAAUUGGCAAAUAUGUUAUUACGUAUGAGAAAAGAACAUUCUGUAGUAAAUGAAGUUUCAAGUAUAACAGCAGCCAAGAAUCCAUCAUUAUUAAAUACAGUAUCAAAUCAUAUUGACCAAUUAAUUAUCAUUGAUCGAAAUGUGGAUCUGAUUACACCAUUAUGUACUGAACUUACAUAUGAGGGAUUAAUUGAUGAAAUUUUUGGUAUCAAGCAUUGUUUUAUAGAGUUGGAUGCUGCACUUGUAAAUCCUGCUCAAUCACCUGAUAAAACACCGAAUACGCCUUCUGCAUCAGUACAACCUGCAGUCCCCCUUUCUUCAACACUAAAAAAGAAAAAAUAUGUAUUGAAUUCCUCUGAUAAAUUAUUUGGACAAUUGCGAGACCAGAAUUUUGCUGUAGUUGGUGGUAUGUUAAACAAGAUUGCAAAGAGAAUCAAUGAAAAUUAUGAGGAGAGACAUAAUGCAAAAACAGUAGCUCAAAUUCGUGAUUUUGUUGGACGAUUAAUUACAUAUAUAGAUACAGGAAUUGCAGAAGAGAUUAUAAGUCAUACAGUAACAGAUGAAUUUAAUAAAAUAUUAGAAGUUCAGCAAAAUGUUGUUGCAGGCAUUGAUGGAAAUAGAGAACCUGAAUAUAUAGAAGAAAUGAUAAAUAAACAAAAACCUUUAGUUCAAGUACUUCGUUUACUUUGUCUCAUGUCACUUACGCAAGGAGGCAUAAAACCAAAGUUAUUUGAUCAUUUUGAAAAGGAAAUUGUUCAGACGUAUGGUUAUGAGCAUGUCGAGACUCUACAUCGAUUAGGUAAAUUAGGACUUUGGACUAAACGAACAAAUACAGCUGCCUCUCGAAGUGCAUUCUCGCAAUGUAGACGUUUACUACGACUUAUAGUAGAUGAUGUAGACGAAUUACACCCUAAUGAUAUAUCCUAUGUUUAUUCGGGAUAUGCGCCUCUAAGUAUUCGACUUGUUCAAACUGCUUUACAAAAGUUAUUAUCCACAGGGACCAUUCCAUCUACAAAUAGUGCAGCUAGUUUAUUUUCAUAUGUUGGUACAAGUACGGUUCAUUUUAUGAGAGAUAAUAAUAGUGAGACAAAAUCCAGUAGUGGUGGUUGGCAUGGAUCGGAGGAUGUUUUAAAAUUAUUGCCAGGCCAAACAUUUGAUUUAAAACAGACAGUUGAAUAUGGAGCUGAAACAAACUUGGCAAUGGCAAGAGCGAAACGACAUGGACUUCGACAUAAUAAAACAACUAUUAUCUUUUUCUUAGGUGGUUGCACUCAUACCGAAGUAUCGACUAUUCGAUUUUUAGCUCAGCAAGAUGAAGGUCGAGACUAUUUAGUAGCAACUACACAAAUAAUAAAUGGUAAUUCUAUUUUAGAGCCAAUUAUUCAAAAAAGACGAGAAUAA